CAAAAUCACAGGCAACAACGAUAAGCAGUCCUCGUCUAGAAGUGCUACGUACUUGCGUAGUCUUUGGUCGAAGGUGUCUUGGACAGGCGAGGAUGCGAGCGCUAGUGUCCAGAGAGCCUACGCAUUGCUGGAACCACUCACAGAUGUCGAAGACUUUUUAGCGCUGUUGGAUUUGAGACUGCUCAAUGCGAAUGCUCCUUCGGGUAAAAACUAGGUCUAUGACUACCUCAAAAUGUCUUUAAUUCCGACGUUAGUAGCCAAUCGACUGAGGGAAUAGUUAGGUUAUUGAUGUUGGCCUAGUAAACCUAAGUUACAUGGAGGUGGAGCAUUUCCAUCACGACAAACGUAAGAGUGAAACUUUUUCUUCGUCUUUGACUAUAGAAAAAGGACUUUUUUGACACGCUAAAUUCUUCUUUUCUUUGAUUUGUGAUAAUCGCAGGUCAACCCUCGGCUGCACCCGCCGCAUCUAGUGCUAGCAGUCUACAAGCAGGUGCGCGACAGGAGCGACAGGAAAAAAUGGCGCUUCAAACGAUCCGCUUACAUUUGCAAGACGGAAAUCUCUCUGAGGCAAAGAAAUGCUUCAUCGAAAGGGCGUCCAAUGGGCUACUAUCUUAAGCGCAUCCAUGCAAUAUUUCAUCUACUUAAAACGCCAUUUUUUAGUUUGCUUGAUUCAUAAUUUUUUGUUGCGGCUGUAUGUUGCACUGAGGCGCCGCAUGCGCAGUCAUUAGUAAGCCUCCACUCGCCUCGUGGACGAUGGGUUAGACUUCUAUCUUCUAGGUUGGUCGAUUCUCCUCGUGUUCUAAAAUUCAGUACCGGCGAUGCUUUCAGUACUCCCGGAGAUCCGGUUCAAGGACGGCAAGACGUCGGUCUCGCAGGCUGAGCUGCUGUUCGGACUCUUUUCGGACCUGG
Molecule: messenger RNA, 909 nt
Organism: Amoebophrya sp. A25
Lineage: Eukaryota; Dinophyceae; Syndiniales; Amoebophryaceae
Source: the annotation of a GenBank genome assembly